This is a messenger RNA of Glycine soja, 897 nucleotides long. Its product is annotated as blue-light photoreceptor PHR2-like. The transcript has 2 exons. The record is from RefSeq and is a predicted model, not a curated record. The annotation marks the transcript as partial. NCBI's taxonomy places the organism in Eukaryota, Viridiplantae, Streptophyta, Magnoliopsida, Fabales, Fabaceae. Gene Ontology annotation, molecular function: FAD binding; DNA binding. Gene Ontology annotation, biological process: photoreactive repair.
AGCAACCACUCUUUUUCUCUCUCCACUAUUUUCCCCUUCGUCCAACCCAAGAACAUCCCAUCAACAACCCUUCAACCAAGCAAGCUCAAAGUCCCAACCCAAGCCUCAUCCCUCACACACCUUUCUCUCUCCACCACCACUCCUCCUCCUUCCAAAACCUCCUUCAAAUCCACCAAUCCCCUCCACGCCCCUCUCUCCAUUGCUCCCCACCGCCCCCGCGACCCUCCCAAUGCCACCCCCCUCCGCCGCGCCGCCCUCAUCUGGUUCUGCAACGACCUCCGCCUCCUUGACAAUGAGUGCCUCACCGCCACCAACAACGACUCCCUCUCCGUCCUCCCCAUCUACUUCUUCGACCCAUCUGACUACGGCAAGUCGGCAUCCGACUUUGACAAGACUGGGCCCUAUCGUGCCGCCUUCCUUAUCGACUCUGUCUCCGACCUCCGCCGCAGCCUCCAAGCGCGCAACUCCGAUCUCAUCGUGCGCGUCAAGAAGCCCGAGACGGUGCUGGUGGAGCUCGCCAAGGUGUCGUAUCCUAAGUGUUGCAAGAAAGAGAAGAGGGAUAAACUAUUGGAAAUGAUGGAGAUAGCAGAAGUUCCAGAUGAUGCCAUCCACCUCAACCUAUGUUCUUUUUCCUUGGUUGGUGAAGAAAAAAGAUGGCUACACUCGUUCAAAGGAAAUAGCUUGUGGACAUGGGAAGAGGUGGUGGAGAAGUUCUUGAAGAAAUAUUUUCCGGAGUCCAAGACCGCUAAGGGGAAGGUGGAAAUCUCUUCAUUCCACCAAUUCCCUGAUGAAUUGUUGAGUGAAGCUCUUAACCGCUUCCACGGUUUACUCCGGAAGACUCCUACCCAUGGGUUCAAUGAGCCAGUUCAGCUAAACAUAUCCAUUGAUGGCUUGUGA